Messenger RNA from Thyridium curvatum, 873 nucleotides. RefSeq lists its product as uncharacterized. Gene Ontology annotation, cellular component: nucleus. The transcript is spliced from 4 exons. The record is from RefSeq and is a predicted model, not a curated record. Bases 1 to 873 code for a protein of 290 amino acids. Lineage: Eukaryota; Fungi; Ascomycota; Sordariomycetes; Thyridiales; Thyridiaceae.
AUGCCCCCCAAACGCAAGUCCGCCGACGCCGACGUGCCACCACGGCGCUCCACGCGCCAACGCACCUCUGCUGCCGCCGCCACGCCCACAGCAUCGUCAGCGCCAUCGAGGCCAGCCAGCAAAAAGACCAGCACCGCGUCCGCGGGCGCCAAAAAGGCGGCUGCAUCCAGCAGCAGCAAGGCAAGGGCGAAGCCAGCGGCGGCGCAGGAGCCCGCACCAACAGCCCCCAAGUCCAAAUCUGCUGUCAGGGGCCAGGUCCCGUCCAAGCAGAAGGCCGUCGCCGCCGCCACUACCAGCAACGGUGCACAGGCCGCGUCCUCCGAUGGCGAGCGGCAGUACUGGCUGCUCAAGGCCGAGCCCGAGUCGCGCUUCGAGAACGGCGUGGACGUCAGGUUCUCCAUUGACGACCUGGCCGUGAGGACGGAGCCCGAGCCCUGGGAUGGAAUCCGAGCAUAUGCAGCUGACCAGACCCCUUCUUCCCUUCCUCCAGCGCGCAACAACCUCCGUGCCAUGAAAAAGGGUGACCUAGCCUUCUUUUACCACUCCAACUGCAAGGAGCCCGGCAUCGUAGGCACCAUGGAGAUCGUCCAGGAGCACUCCCCCGACCUUUCGGCGCACGAUCCCAAAGCGCCGUACUACGACGCCUCGUCCAAGCCGUCCGACCCCAAGUGGAGCGUCGUGCACGUCAGGUUCCGCAGCAAGUUCCCCGUGCAGAUCGGCCUCAAGGAGCUCCGCGAGAUGGGCGCCGGCGCCGGCAAGCCGCUCGAGAACAUGCAGAUGCUGAAGCAGUCGCGGCUGAGCGUCAGCAAGGUCAGCGCCGCCGAGUGGGAGUACCUGAACCGAGUCGCCGAGGAGAAAGCCGCUGCCAAGUAA